CACCAAUUCCAGAUGGAGGAGCGAGAGAUGAGAACUGCCCUCAUCCACCCCAGAGACACCGACCUUGAAAAGCUCUACCCAGCCCAAACCAUCCAAAUGCCCAUUGAUCACUUCCACAAUGACUCCAUCUAUGAACCACACACCAACGAGACCUUCCUUCUCCGAUACUGGUUCGACGCGAGCCACUACCAACCCGGCGGUCCGGUCAUCGUCCUCCAAGGCGGUGAGACCGACGGAGCUGGUCGUCUUCGAUAUCUGCAAAAGGGCAUCGUAGCCCAGCUCUCCCAGGCAACAAACGGGUUGGGUGUCAUUUUUGAACACCGCUACUACGGCGAAAGCCACCCCACUGACGACUUCAGCACCAAAAACCUUCGCUUCUUGACUACGGAUCAAGCCCUAGCUGAUCAAGCAUACUUUGCCCAAAAUGUCGUCUUCCCCGGCCUUGAACACUUGAACCUCACCUCUCACAACGUCCCUUACAUUGCCUACGGUGGCUCCUACGCCGGAUCAGUCGUUGCCUUUCUCCGCAAGCUCUACCCAGACGUCUAUUGGGGCGCCAUUGCCUCCUCUGGUGUUCCCGAGGCGAUCUAUGACUAUUGGGAGUACUACGAGGCCGCCCGGAUUUAUGGACCUAGGGAAUGUAUAGAGGCUACUCAGAAGCUUACUCAUGCGAUCGAUAAUGUGUUGAUCAACCACACCGACACCGAAUACCCACAACGGGUCAAGAAUAUCUUUGGGCUAGGCAAUAUCACCAGAAACGAUGACUUUGCCAAUGCCAUUGCCCAGGGAAUAGCCGGACUUCAAGGCUUGAAUUGGGAUCCGGCGGUCAACAGUACCGAGUUUGGACAUUACUGUGGGAAUAUCAGCUCGACCGAGGUCCUCUACCCCGGGAUCGCCGAGCGGGAGGAGGCAAAAGAACUUCUCGCCGUGGGUGGCUAUGAUGAAGUGAAGCUAGUAAAUCAGCUGCUCAAUUACAUUGGGUAUGUCGAUGCCACAGCUGUAAAAGGGUGCAAACGAAGAGGGAAGAGCCAGGACGAGUCCUUCACGAAUUAUGAUUCGAAGUUUUACCAGCAGGAUGAUAUCACGCAGGAGUGGAGGCUGUGGGCUUAUCAGUAUUGUUUCGAAUGGGGCUACCUCCAAACUGGCUCUGGUGUCCCUGCUGAUCAACUCCCGCUCAUCUCACGAUUGAUCAACCUCGAGUUCACGUCCACUGUCUGUCGGGAGGCGUUCAACAUUACGACUCCUUCUCAGGUGGAAAGGAUCAACAAGCAUGGCGGUGUGAACAUCAGCUACCCUCGCCUGGCUCAUGUUGAUGGAGAAUGGGAUCCCUGGCGUGCGGCAUCGCCUCAUAGGAUUGGGCUGCCAGGGCGGGAGAGCACUGUUUCCGAACCGUUUAUUCUCAUCGAGAAGGGUGUGCAUCACUGGGAUGAGAAUGGGUUGUUUCCUAAUGAGACUAGACCUGGGUUACCGCCCAAGCCGGUGGCUGACGUGCAGAAGGCGGAGGCAGAGUUUGUGAAGGCUUGGGUUGAGGAGUGGCACAAAGCGAGGGGUGACAUGAUGUAUGGGGAUGAUAUGGGGGAUCUGUAG
Messenger RNA from Podospora anserina S mat+, 1587 nucleotides. RefSeq lists its product as uncharacterized. The transcript has 3 exons. Gene Ontology annotation, biological process: proteolysis. The record is from RefSeq and is a predicted model, not a curated record. Gene Ontology annotation, molecular function: serine-type exopeptidase activity; dipeptidyl-peptidase activity. Lineage: Eukaryota; Fungi; Ascomycota; Sordariomycetes; Sordariales; Podosporaceae. The annotation marks the transcript as partial.